CGGAGGAGGCGGCUUCCCUCGCCGGGGCGGCGGCAGGGGCGGCCCCGGAUCACAUGGGCGGAGGCAGGUCCCGGAGCCCCGGGCGGCUCUCCCCAGAGUUGGGCAGGCGGCAGCGGCUGCGGCAGCGGGAGCGCCGGCGUCACCUCGCCCUCCCUUCCCUUCUGGACCCGGCCGCCUAGCCCGACAGAGCAUCCAGUGGGGGCCAGACUCCGCCUCUCAUCUUCUCUUCCUCAGGUAUGAAGCUGACCGUGGACGUGGUGGGGCCGGCGCCCUGGGGCUUUCGUAUCACCGGGGGCAGGGAUUUCCACACACCCAUCAUGGUGACCAAGGUAACGGAGCGGGGCAAGGCUGAGGCUGCUGACCUUCGGCCUGGCGACAUUAUUGUGGCAAUCAACGGGGAGAGUGCAGAGAGCAUGCUUCAUGCUGAGGCCCAGAGCAAGAUCCGGCAGAGCCCCUCCCCACUGCGGCUGCAGCUGGACCGGUCCCAGGCUGCCUCUCCUGGGCAGACCAAUGGGGAAAGCUCUGUGGAGGUGCUGGCUACACGUUUCCAGGGCUCUGUGAGGACACACAGUGACAGCCAGUCCUCCCUGCGGUCCUCCUGCUCCAGCCCAGCCUCCCUCAGUCCGCGGGCAAACAGCCCCUUAUCUACCCAGUCCCCCACCAGCCUGCACACUGUCCCUGGAGAGGCGGUGAUCAGCCGCAGUUUCCAGGUCUUGGCACACCCCCCGGGACUCAUUGCUGCUGACCGUCUGUCCUAUGGGGGCCACUCUGGAAGCCGACAGGCAGGCCUCGGCCGCGCUGGCGACUCAGCUGUACUGGUGCUGCCGUCCUCCCCAGGCCCCCGAUCCUGCAGCCCCAGAUUCAGUGUGGAGUCGGACAGGGGAAGCCACGUCCUGGGAGAGGAAUCAGAAGUCUUCAAGAUGCUGCAGGAAAAUCGUGAGGGGCGGGUGGCUCCCCGGCAGUCCAGCUCCUUUCGGCUCUUGCAGGAAGCCCUGGAGGCUGAGGAGAGAGGUGGCACACCUGCCUUCCUGCCCAGCGCGCUGAGCCCGCAGGCCUCCCUGCCUACCUCCAGGGCACUGGCCACCCCGCCCAAGCUCCACACGUGUGAGAAGUGCAGCACCAGCAUUGCGAACCAGGCUGUGCGUAUCCAGGAGGGGCGGUACCGCCACCCGGGCUGCUAUACCUGUGCUGACUGCAGCCUGAACCUGAAGAUGCGUGGGCACUUCUGGGUGGGGGAUGAGCUGUACUGCGAGAAGCACGCGCGUCAGCGCUACUCAGCAACCCCCACCUUCAACUCCCAGGCCUGAGCGCCAGCUGCGCUGCCAGCCCGCCUUGGACUCGGUGGGCACCGCCACGCCCAGGCCAUGCCAAUAGCAAGUUGGCAUGGAAGGGAGAUGGUGGGUGGUGGGGCCCCUUCCUCCUCGCUGGGUGAGGCCAGAGGCUGGGGCCUGUCUUGGGCUGUGGGUGUGGGCAGCCUUCCCUUCCCAGGACUUUGUAGAUAUUCUUGCUUCCCCGCUGCAGGACAGGCUGUGCACCAAAGUCUGAGGUGUGCUCUGCAUGGGACGUCUUUGUGCAACAGGGGUUAAGCAGGUUGGGUCACGGAGAUUAGUAUCUAGAAGGAGAGGGGUGGCCCAGAGACUAAAGGUAUUCAGUGUAUAAAGUUUCCAGCGUGUGAGCUCGGUAAAUAUAUAUAUAUAUAUACAUGAACGAAACCAAGUAGCUGCCCCGCUUUCCUGCCCUUUCCUGCCCCGGGCCCUGGGGAUGAGCUUCUCUCUACCACUAGGUGGAGAGGCUUUAUUUACAUAUUUUUUUUCCCUCUUAUUUCCCCCCUGACACCCUCACCCCACCAGGUGCUUUACCAUGUGACACCCCUGUUGAAAAGGCUGCUUCUUUUAGCCUGGACCCUUUUGUGAAGAUGUCUGUUUUCCUGGUAUGGUCCCUGACACUUUACAGGAAUAAGUUGCUCACCCGGAGCCUGAGGAGGGGAAGGGAUGCAGGAAGCAGGCAGCAGAAACUCAGGAGGUGGCCCCAGACCCAUCCACGUGACCAUCUCCUGGUCCACCAGCACUGGCUGGGCUACAGCUCUCUGUGCCCCUUGCUGUACUUGAUGUGGUUGCUGCCAGCCCUGCUGACUUACCCAAAGGAUGGGCAGAACAGGGUACCAUCCAGAGUACCUCCUUCACUCAACGAACCUGUCUGUACCCACUUGAGAAAGAUAAUCACCAGAAGUCACUUGGGACAGGGCUGCAGGUUAGGCUUCCCUGGUGGGGGGCAACCCAGCAGAGCCCCCACCCUGAGGGACCACCACCCACUGAGGGCCUCACCAGUGUGUCAGGGUUGGUCUGCCCACAACUUCCUCUGGGAGACCCCGCUGGCUUCAUUGGUGGUUGAUUGGAAAAAUAAAACAAGAAGCAAUGCAUGGUCAGUGCUAGGUAA
Hipposideros armiger (great roundleaf bat) is the source of this 2436-nucleotide messenger RNA. RefSeq names its product PDZ and LIM domain 2 (gene PDLIM2). Gene Ontology annotation, molecular function: actin binding; muscle alpha-actinin binding. Gene Ontology annotation, biological process: actin cytoskeleton organization; heart development; muscle structure development. Lineage: Eukaryota; Metazoa; Chordata; Mammalia; Chiroptera; Hipposideridae. Bases 237 to 1307 code for a protein of 356 amino acids. The transcript has 10 exons. The record is from RefSeq and is a predicted model, not a curated record. Gene Ontology annotation, cellular component: Z disc; stress fiber; filamentous actin.